Bufo gargarizans (Asiatic toad) is the source of this 945-nucleotide messenger RNA. Its product is annotated as taste receptor type 2 member 123-like. NCBI's taxonomy places the organism in Eukaryota, Metazoa, Chordata, Amphibia, Anura, Bufonidae. The coding region runs from base 1 to 945 and encodes 314 amino acids. Gene Ontology annotation, molecular function: bitter taste receptor activity; G protein-coupled receptor activity. Gene Ontology annotation, biological process: sensory perception of taste; detection of chemical stimulus involved in sensory perception of bitter taste; G protein-coupled receptor signaling pathway. Gene Ontology annotation, cellular component: membrane. The record is from RefSeq and is a predicted model, not a curated record. The transcript has a single exon.
AUGCUCACCCAGAACCCAUUAUUUCUUCUGUACAUUGUCAUCCUAAGCGUUGAGACCAUCUAUGGUGUAUCUACAAAUGCCUUCAUCAUAUUUUUCAUUUGCUAUUAUUAUGGACUGGACAAAAGCGCCAGUAACAAAGUGAUCUUGGCUUUGAGUAUCGCCAAUGUCUUAUAUGCCAGCAUAUCAUACAUAAACGUCAUGCUGGUCUAUAUCAAACCCAUUAUUUUUCAGAAUACCUCCAUCACUCCAACCGUCUUUGUUUUUGGCAUGUUCCUCAUCACCUCCUCCUCCUGGCUUACUGUCUGCUUGUGUGUCUUCUACUUCAUGAAGAUCCAAACAUUUCGCUCUGACUUCCUAUCUCGGCUGAAGACAAAGGUCAGCUCUGCUAUCCCUUGGAUGAUCUUAAUGGCUGAGCUUUUAUCUGCUGUUUCUGCUUCAUUCAACAUACUAGAGUUUCUUGAAAAUGGUGACUCUGCUAAGAACUUGUCCUUGGUCCAGCUAGACAUGGUGAAGGCAUCAUCUACUGGGAUAUUUCCAAACAAUUUGUACAUCUCUUUCGUUAGCAGUUGCCUUCCAUUUCUCAUUAGUGUGGUGACAACAGGGGCCACCAUUUGGUCCCUGAAAAAGCACAGCAAUAAGAUGGAGAAAAGCCACACAAAGUCUUCUGCUGGUGUCAAUGUGAAAGCUUACGAAAGAACAAUCCGCCACAUGAUGCGACUUCUGAUUUUUUAUGGGAUUUUUUAUGUCAUCUUGUUUCUUUUUUACUUUAACCUCUUCCCUGCAUUCACCACCGGGUUUUGGGUCUUUCUGAUGGUGACAUUUCUUUAUGCUCCAGUUCAAUCAACUCUUCUGAUUUUUGCAAACACCAAACUCAAGAAAGCCUGGAUGAAGAUCUUCCACUGCAAGGUGACAUCCUCUCAGGAGGAAGAAAGCGGCAGUGGUUAG